This is a messenger RNA of Xyrichtys novacula (pearly razorfish), 2633 nucleotides long. The record is from the annotation of a GenBank genome assembly. Lineage: Eukaryota; Metazoa; Chordata; Actinopteri; Labriformes; Labridae.
AUGGGAAAGGAGAAACUCCACAUCAACAUCGUUGUGAUCGGUCAUGUGGACUCUGGAAAGUCCACCACCACAGGCCAUCUCAUCUAUAAAUGUGGGGGCAUUGACAAAAGGACCAUUGAGAAGUUUGAGAAGGAAGCUGCUGAGGUAAGUACAAACCUGAGAACAGGAGAUGCAUCAUUUAAUCCACCUAAGUCCUUGUGGUCCAUAUCAAAACCUCAACCCCUAUAAACCAACAACUUUGUUUUAUUGUUCUAUUUCUCAGAUGGGGAAGGGGUCAUUCAAGUACGCCUGGGUACUGGACAAGCUAAAAGCGGAGAGGGAGCGUGGCAUCACCAUAGACAUCUCACUGUGGAAGUUUGAAACCAGCAAGUACUAUGUGACCAUCAUCGAUGCCCCGGGUCACAGGGAUUUCAUUAAGAACAUGAUCACUGGAACCUCCCAGGUGUGUAACAUGAGGAUGUUCGGCCAUUAUGUAUGCUGGAAACAGGACAGCUAGGGUGUUAUGUGAGGCUCUGAGCCGUUUCAAAAGAUUGAGUAGUUAGUCUAUCACUAGUUUAACUGUGUUAGACAUUCUGACUACUUGUACCACAAUAGAGGACUAUUAAGUUUUCAUCAAGUAUAGGUGCAAUGGUCAAAGCUGCAGGGUAGUUAUGGUGCCACUGUCUUAUCUCUGCAUCUUCAGGCUGACUGUGCUGUGCUGAUUGUGGCGGCUGGUGUGGGAGAGUUUGAGGCAGGUAUUUCCAAGAAUGGACAGACCCGUGAGCAUGCCCUUCUAGCCUACACCCUUGGAGUGAAGCAGCUCAUUGUAGGCAUCAACAAGAUGGACUCAACUGAGCCCAACUACAGCCAGAAGCGUUAUGAGGAAAUAGUGAAGGAAGUGAGCACCUACAUCAAGAAGAUUGGCUACAAUCCAGACACCGUUGCCUUUGUACCCAUUUCAGGCUGGAACGGAGACAACAUGCUCGAGCCCAGCCCAAAUGUAAGGACAACAAAUCAAAUAGUCAUGCUUGCUGCUGUACCUUGAAGAGCUGGUGAGACGUAUCCAGCCUUGUAUUUGAAUAGUAAUUUGAAUGAGUAGAGCCUGUGGAACCUGGAGCUCCAGGGAGGCAGUUACUGUGACUACCACACUAACUUUGAAUUAUAAGUCUUACAAAAAAGUUUUCAAAAGUUUCAAAAGUUAAUACUCUUAUGUAUUAAAUUAAGCCAAAUUAGUUUUUUUUUUUCAACAUUCAACAUCCAUUAUACCAGGAUCAUAAGUUUUAAAAUGACAACAACUGAAGAAAACACAUUUUUUUCCUUAGAUGACGUGGUUUAAGGGGUGGAAGAUCAACAGAAAAGAAGGCAAUGCGUCAGGGACAACACUCCUGGAAGCUCUGGAUGCCAUCCAGCCCCCAACCCGUCCAACAGACAAACCUCUUCGUCUACCCCUGCAGGAUGUCUACAAGAUUGGAGGCAUGAAGCUCCCUUACUAAGAUAUAUGUAAAAUCAGAAGUAGGGGAAGGUGUUAUUCUGAAAAUAUCGAGUAAUAAAAAAGUUUAGUCAAGGUCAAGUUCUCUUAGAUGCUUUGUAAUACAUGGUCUUUGCUCUUGUCUUUUUCUCAGGUAUUGGCACAGUGCCUGUGGGCCGUGUGGAAACUGGCAUACUCAAACCUGGCAUGGUGGUGACCUUUGCACCCGUCAAUGUGACUACUGAGGUCAAGUCUGUUGAGAUGCACCAUGAGGCGCUGACUGAGGCUCUCCCUGGCGACAAUGUGGGCUUUAAUGUCAAGAAUGUGUCAGUCAAAGAUAUUCGCCGGGGUAAUGUGGCUGGUGACAGCAAGAAUGACCCACCGCAGGAAGCUGCCAACUUUACUGCUCAGGUAGAAACCACAAGUUUUGUUUUCUUAGAUAUCAUACACAGUUAUGCUUCAGCACUAUCUUCCAAUUCUCGUGUUGUAACUUUUAAAAGUUUUGAAGGAUGUUAUUAGAUUUAAUUUGCAAGUUAACAAAAAUUCUGUCACACAACUUUUGACAUAUCUAAUUUUAUCUUUAAAUUCUUUGGCUUGAAUAGAACAGAGAAAAAGACUCAGAAUGAGAGCAAAGAAACACUCAAGCCAACAGUCCAGUCUUUUCAGUGAACAGAAUAGUAAGGAAUCUUUCUAAGACUGUCCCUCUGUGUUUUCCCAUUGCUUUGUAGGUGAUCAUCCUUAACCACCCUGGCCAGAUCAGUGCUGGUUAUGCUCCUGUGCUGGACUGUCAUACGGCACACAUUGCCUGCAAGUUUGCAGAGCUCAAGGAAAAAAUUGAUCGGCGCUCAGGCAAGAAGCUUGAGGACAACCCAAAAUCCCUCAAGUCUGGAGAUGCUGCCAUCGUGGAUAUGAUUCCUGGCAAGCCAAUGUGCGUUGAGAGCUUUUCUGAGUACCCCCCACUCGGUAAGUUGAAGAGUAGGACAAAGAAUCAAAGACAUUAAGGAUAGUACCACUUUCAAAGCAUAAUCCAAACUAAAUCUUCACUUUUCUACACCAUACAGGUCGUUUUGCAGUGCGUGACAUGCGGCAGACUGUGGCUGUUGGUGUGAUCAAGGGUGUGGAGAAGAAGGUCUCCACCACUGGUAAAGUUACCAAGUCUGCCCAGAAGGCCCAGAGGAACAAAUGA